CGAUCCAGGAAGCCCAAGCAGCAAGCAGGAUGGCCCACCACCGCCGCCCACGCCGACGUCAGCACAUCCAAGCGCUCGUCGCCGCCGCCAUGCUUCUCCUUUCCUCCGCCUUGUUCACCGCGCGGCUCCCACUCGCCGCCUCCACCCGCCUCCCCAACCCUACCACCCGCCUCCUCCUCUUCGCCGCCCUCCCUUCCUCCUCCCCGCUACGAGCCUUCUGCCCCAGGGCGCGCCCCGCCCCCGCCACCUGCGCCGCCUUCUCCUCUUCCACCACCAUGGCCGCCACCGACAACCCCCUCCUCGUCGCCGACUUCGACUUCCCGCCCUUCGACCGCGUCGAGCCCGGCCACGUCCGACCCGGCAUCCGCGACCUCCUCACGCGACUCGAGGCCCAGCUUGAGGAGCUCGAGAAGGGCGUCCAGCCCUCGUGGGGGAAGCUCGUCGAGCCGCUCGAGCGCAUCACCGACAGGCUCGAGGUCAUCUGGGGGAUGGUCGACCACCUCAAGGCCGUCAAGGACUCCGCCGAUCUACGCGCCGCCGUCGAGGAAGUCCAGCCUGACAAAGUCAAGUUUCAACUAAGGCUGGGCCAGAGCAAGCCUAUCUAUGAGGCUUUCAAGGCCAUUAGGAACUCUUCUGAUUGGGAGAGUCUCAGUGAUGCUCGCAAGCGUAUAGUAGAAGCUCAAAUAAAGGAGGCUGUUCUCAGUGGAGUUGCACUUGAGGAUGAACAGAGGGAGAAAUUUAACCAAAUCGAACAGGAGCUUGAAAAGUUGUCACAAAAGUUUAGCGAAAAUGUGCUGGACGCAACAAAGAAAUUUGAGAAAUUAAUUACUGAUAAGAAGGAAAUUGAUGGGUUGCCUGCUACAGCCCUUGGUUUAGCAGCACAAACUGCCGUGUCAAAGGGUCACGAAAAUGCUACAGCUGAAAAUGGACCUUGGAUCAUCACGUUGGAUGCACCAAGCUAUAUCGCUGUUAUGCAACAUGCUCGUAGCAGAGCUCUCCGUGAAGAAGUCUACCGUGCUUAUCUAACCCGUGCCUCUAGUGGUGAACUUGAUAACACCAAUAUCAUCGCUCAAAUUCUGAAGUUAAGGCAAGAGAAGGCUAAAAUUCUUGGCUACAAGAACUAUGCUGAGGUAAGCAUGGCUCAGAAAAUGGCAACCGUUGAGCGUGUAGAAGAGCUUCUCGAGAAGCUGCGUGCGGCUUCUUGGGAUCAUGCUGUUAAAGAUAUGGAAGACCUAAAAAUCUUCGCCAAAGAUUCUGGUUCUCCAGAAGCUACUGAUUUGACUCACUGGGACCUUACAUUCUGGAGUGAACGACUGAGGGAGUCUAAAUAUGAUAUCAAUGAGGAAGCACUGCGUCCUUAUUUUGCAUUGCCCAAGGUUAUGGAUGGCCUCUUCACUCUGGCAAAUAAGCUUUUUGGGGUGAGCGUUGAACCUGCAGAUGGACUGGCUCCUGUCUGGCACAGUGAUGUCAAAUUUUACUGUGUCAAAGACUCUUCCAAUAGCCCUGUUGCUUAUUUUUACUUUGAUCCAUAUUCAAGACCAUCUGAAAAGCGUGGAGGGGCUUGGAUGAAUGUUGUCUUUUCUCGCAGUCGUGUCCUAGCUCGCAAUGGGUUGCCUGCUAGGCUGCCUGUUGCUCAUAUGGUGUGCAAUCAGACGCCACCAGUUGGUGAUAAGCCCAGUCUCAUGACCUUCCGUGAGGUUGAAACUGUGUUCCAUGAAUUUGGUCAUGCCCUUCAGCAUAUGCUUACCAAGCAAGAUGAAGGUUAUGUUGCUGGUAUUCGUGGAGUUGAAUGGGAUGCUGUAGAGUUACCCUCCCAGUUCAUGGAAAACUGGUGCUAUCACAAGGAUACUCUCUUGAGCAUUGCAAAGCACUACGAAACCGGUGAAACUCUCCCAGAAGAAAUUUAUGCAAAGCUUGUUGCUGCAAAGAAUUUCCGUGCUGGCACCUUUAGCCUGCGCCAGAUACGUUUUGCCAGUGUAGAUAUGGAACUGCAUACAGCAUAUGAUCCUUAUGGCUCAGAGUCCAUAUAUGAUGUUGACCGAAGAGUUGCAGAACGAACACAAGUUCUUGCUCCUCUGCCGGAGGACAGGUUCCUGUGCAGCUUUAGCCAUAUAUUUGCAGGUGGCUACGCUGCUGGAUACUACAGUUACAAGUGGGCUGAAGUAUUGUCAGCUGAUGCAUUCUCAGCUUUUGAAGAUGCUGGUUUGGAUAAUGAGAAGGCAAUUGAGGAAACUGGAAGACGAUUCAGAGACACGGUUCUUGCACUUGGAGGUGGAAAAUCUCCACUCGAGGUGUUUGUUUCUUUCCGCGGACGGGAGCCUUCACCCGAGCCACUUCUUAGGCACAACGGCUUGCUUCCUGUUGCUGUGCGGUGGCGGAGGUGGGCAUGCAGGUCUCUGACGGCUGACAUGAUGUCCGGCAUCCGCCGGUGCGAGCGGUCGCCGGCGACGAACUCGCAGGCGACGCCGUCCACCUCGACCAUGCUGCAGCCGGGCACCUUGGGGUCCAUGGUCCGGCGGAGGCUGGCCACUUGUUCCCACUUGCUCCAGGAGGCGUACAUGUUGGAGAGCUGGACGUGCACGCCGGUGUGGUCGAGCCCCUGCUCCGCCAGCCACGCCACCACCUGCUUGCCGGCGUCCACGUCGCCCCGCGCCGCGCACGCGUUGAGCAGCGCGCCCAGCACGUACGAGUCGGGCCGCAUGGGCAUCGACCGCACCACGGCCAGGGCCUCCGUCAGCCGGCCGGCGCGCCCCACUGGCCAAAUCUUUUCCCGGUCCACCCACCCAGCACUGGGUAUAAUCAUAUCAGAUGGGCUUCGUAUGGGCCGGGGGCCCAACCCGGCCGGCCUUCACCAACCAUCCAUCAGCACAGCUGUUGGUGGGUGGGUGCGCGUCCCGUCUCUCCGUGACGACGACGACACGACAAGAGAAGAGAAGAGAAGCAGGCGGCGGCGGCGGCGGCGGCAUCAGGAAUUCAGGAUGGGUCGCGGCGGCGGGAUGGGGAACCCGGUCAACGUGGGCAUCGCCGUGCAGGCGGACUGGGAGAACCGCGAGUUCAUCUCCAACAUCUCCCUCAACGUCCGUCGACUCUUCGACUUCCUCCUCAGAUUCGAAGCUACGACGAAGAGCAAGCUGGCGUCUUUGAACGAGAAGCUUGACAUCCUGGAGCGAAAGCUGGAGGUGCUUGAAGUCCAAGUGAGCAGCGCGACGACCAAUCCUUCAGUCUUCAACUAGAAGUCCAAGCUAGGACCUGCAUCGAUGAAUGAGAUACGCACACAUACACAGUGGUGUGUGGCGUGAAGGUGUAUCAUGUAUGUACGUAGGAGUGGCAUGUAAAACACUGCUAGUAUCAUGUGAUGUUUGUAAAGUUGUAAAACACUUGUGCAUCGAAGUUUUGCGUUUGCGUGGAGGUAACUGACAUAGUGUUUGCUGGGUUUGUGUCGUUUAGAGCCAACUGAUGGGCGACGAUGCCUGUUUGGAAGUGAAUGGUAGUGGUGGGAUACGUCCACGUUUCUCUUUCUGGACGAGCCCACGUUUCUUGUAAGGUACUUGAAGUACGAGUGAAAGGAAUUUCGGUCUGUGCGGGAUCAUAAUCUA
This is a messenger RNA of Setaria italica (foxtail millet), 3596 nucleotides long. RefSeq names its product probable cytosolic oligopeptidase A. Lineage: Eukaryota; Viridiplantae; Streptophyta; Magnoliopsida; Poales; Poaceae. Bases 30 to 3233 code for a protein of 1067 amino acids. Gene Ontology annotation, biological process: peptide metabolic process; proteolysis. The transcript has 20 exons. The record is from RefSeq and is a predicted model, not a curated record. Gene Ontology annotation, molecular function: metalloendopeptidase activity.